Messenger RNA from Camellia sinensis, 558 nucleotides. NCBI's taxonomy places the organism in Eukaryota, Viridiplantae, Streptophyta, Magnoliopsida, Ericales, Theaceae. The record is from RefSeq and is a predicted model, not a curated record.
GCUAUGCUUAAUCAACAGAAAGUACAAAUGGAGAUGCAAAGCACAAUCCAAGCUCAACAAGCCCUAAUAGAGCAAUUGGAGUCUCAACAGGCCAUGGGUGGGCCUGUUGCACCAGCUGCUACACAUGUGCAUUCACAACAACAAUCCCAUGCAUACACCUCAUCAUUUAAUUGUCAUCGUUCGUCCGAGGAAAGUGAUGCAGAUAAAUUGAAUAGGAGGCUUGUUCGCUUGAAGUCAACAAACCGUACUCGAGAAAGGUUGAGGCGUGAUGGCUUUUUGGGAUUGUUUGGACACAAGGUUGAUCUUUUAGAUUACCAUGAAAAGAAGCUACAAGACUUGGAAGUCAACAAACCGUACUAAAAUUUUUUUUGGUUGUCUUGAGUUUCGAAAACUCAAUGUGGGCAUGGAAUCUUUUGUUUGAAUUGCGUCCUAUGGAAACAAUGUGUUACUGACUCAUGGUUGUUUAGAUGUCUUAGUUGACAAUAUGCAUGUAUAUGACACUAGAUGUGAAAUUUUUACUUGAAAUGAUGAUUCUGGUGAGAUUAUAUUAUGCAUGUA